Molecule: messenger RNA, 3141 nt
Organism: Microsporum canis CBS 113480
Lineage: Eukaryota; Fungi; Ascomycota; Eurotiomycetes; Onygenales; Arthrodermataceae
Product: condensin complex subunit 1
Exons: 7
Coding region: 1-3141 (1046 amino acids)
Biological process (GO): mitotic chromosome condensation; meiotic chromosome condensation; mitotic cell cycle
Cellular component (GO): condensed chromosome, centromeric region; nucleus
Molecular function (GO): histone binding
Source: RefSeq, a predicted model, not a curated record
AUGAACGAACGGAUAAAUUUUGACCUCAACGAGGCGUUGAAAUACUACCUGAGCGACCCCGCCUCGGUUCCUACGCCAGAAGCAGAUUCCCAGCUGUUGGACUGCGAAUUGGACCCGGAUUCCUUGAGCCUACCGCUGAUUGAAGAGAUUCUGAAUCCUAUCGUGGAUGCCGUAGCGGAGGAUCCGUCAAGUCUCUCGAGAAGCUCGUUCUUUGACUCGCUACAGGUUCUCUUAAAGCUUACACCUGUUCUUCCAACAAAAUCUCUCAGUAAAAUUCUUGAUCUUGUUGUCUCCGGACUUGCGUCGCUCGCUGACAUUACGCAUAAUGACCUCGAAUCCGACGAGCCAGAGGCUCUGUCUGAGCACAAGGACCUCUUGGAGUUGUAUGCCUUCUUGCUACAAUGGUCUUUAUCUUCAGUCGAAGCAAAAGUCGCAGAAAAGCCUCCUACAACAGGACCAGGAAGACGUGGGACUGGAAAGGCAGGAAGGAGUAAGAGUACAAAGGAUGAGUCGUGGGACUCGUCCGCACAGAUCCAGAUCGGGAUGGAGGUUAUGUGCAAGGUGUUGAAAUUGAAGUUGUCAAAGAUCUUCGUGACAACUUCAGACCGAGAUACUUUUGUCAAUCUCUUUACCCGUUCUAUAUACUUGAUCCUGGAAAGCGAGCAGAGAGUCAAGAGUAUGACGAUCCGCAUGCACGCAUUCAAAACAUCUAUCGUACAAAGCCUUACCUACUUUGAGCACCUUUCGGAACCUAUGGCCGAAUUCUUGCAUAUUCUUGCGGAGCAAUACGACUACCCCCAGCUAGCAGACGAAAUAUUAAGAGAGGUCGGAAAUAAGGAAUUCAAUCCAAACGAUACCAAAGGUCCCAGAUCGGUAUCUGCCUUUAUAGUUAAAUUAUCCGAACUUGCGCCUCGGCUUGUGAUUAAACAAAUGACUUUAUUAGCGAAGCAGCUGGACAGUGAAGCCUAUACCCUCCGCUGCGCUGUUAUUGAAGUAUGUGGGAAUUUGAUAUCUGACCUAAGUAAGCAAGAAGAGAGGAGUGAGAAUUUCCAAACCCAGAUAAACUCUUUCUUUGAUGUGCUGGAGGAGCGGUUUCUCGAUAUGAAUCCUUACUGCCGUUCCCGUGUCAUUCAAGUCUAUAUGAAGAUUUGUGACCUUGACCAGAAGUUCCCAAAACGGCGACAAACGGCAACGAAGCUUGCAGCUCGGAGUUUGGAAGACAAAAGUAGUAAUGUUCGACGAAAUGCUAUCAAACUCCUUGGAAAGUUGGUCUCAACGCACCCUUUUAGUGUCAUGCACGGAGGCCAGCUAUCGUAUAAGGACUGGGAUGCACGCUUACAGGCAGUGGAAGAAGAACUCAAUGCUCUCAAACCACCACCUGAAACACCCGGGCUGGCAGAGAUGGGAAUAGAAAACACCCAGGUCGACAGUGAACUGCUGGACGAUGCCACCCAAAUACCAGAUGACUCUCCCUCCAAGGCCCCAAAGAUGACCGAGGAAGAGAAGGCGGCAGCAGUUCAGAAAGCUGCGGAGGAAGCAGCAACAUCAGAGAUGCUUGCUAGGCUGCAGUUAACCAGGAAAUAUUAUCUUGAAGCUAUCCAGUUCAUCGAAGUUUUGCAUAGUGCGUCCGAGACAGUCCUGCAACUACUUUCGUCUCGGAAUAAGAGCGAGAUAAUCGAAGCUAUGGACUUCUUUGUCAUAUUGGAUGCAUACAAAGUAGAAACCUCACGAGCUGGGAUACGCAGAAUGCUACGCCUGAUAUGGAUGAAAGGAAACAGUGAUGAAGGGAAAGGUGUCCAGAACCAUUUGAUUGACUGCUAUAAGGGGCUUUUUUUUGAUGCCCCCGACGCGUUCAGCCCAAAUGACACUGCCAACUACAUCGCCCGUAAUAUGAUAAGCCUUACAUUUGGCGCCACACCAGCAGAACUUACCUCCCUAGAGCAGCUUCUCAGCACCAUGGUGAAGGCUGGUCAUAUCUCAGAGCUCGUUAUCGGGAAGCUAUGGCAGGUUUACGGUGUUCAGAAAAAGGAGAUAUCGCGGACACAGAGGAGGGGAGCCAUUAUUGUGCUAGGGAUGCUCGCCCUUGCAGACCCCGAAAUUGCGAAGGCCAGCGUUAUCGGGCUAUCUCAGCUCCUGAUUAUUGUCGGCCACAUCGCAAUCAAGCAAAUCGUUCACCUUGAACUUUGCGAACUUGACUUCAAACGGAGAAAAGCAGAGCAAGAAAAAGAGAAGGCUGCCAACCCUGCUCAGGAGAAGAAAGACGACGCCGCCGGGGACGACGAGCUUGACCUGAUCGGCGGAACCACCGAAGACGACUUCACGGAAGCCAUGGCUCAUAUCCGAGAGAGGGAGCUGCUGUAUGGCGAGAACUCACUGCUGACGCAUUUUGGGCCGCUGGUGACGGAAAUAUGCUCCAACAACACGGCCUACCCCGACCAGAAUCUCCAGGCCACCGCGACCCUCUGCAUGGCCAAGCUGAUGUGCGUCUCAGCCGAGUAUUGCGAGAGCAACCUGCCACUCCUUAUCACGAUAAUGGAGCGCUCUGACGAUCCGAUCAUCCGGAGCAAUGCCGUGAUAGCACUCGGGGACAUGGCGGUCUGUUUCAACCACCUCAUCGACGAAAACACGGACUUCCUUUACCGACGGCUCAACGACGACGACGUCUCGGUCAAGCGAACCUGUCUGAUGACGCUCACCUUCCUCAUCCUGGCGGGACAGAUCAAGGUGAAGGGUCAGCUAGGAGAAAUGGCGAAGUGUCUGGAAGACGAGGACAAGAAAAUUGCAGACUUGGCACGCAUGUUCUUCACGGAGCUUUCGACCAAGGACAAUGCCGUGUACAACCAUUUCGUGGACAUGUUCAGCCUGCUCAGCACCGAGAAGUCGCUGGAGGAAGAGUCGCUCAGGAGGAUAGUGAAGUUCCUCGCCGGGUUUGUUGAAAAGUAUAGAAGGUCUGACAAGUAUGGGUGCCAGGACAAACACGCAAAGCAACUGGCCGACAAGCUGGCUGCGAGGCUGACGAGGUGCGAGACGGAGAAGCAGUGGAACGACGUAGCGUACGCCCUGAGCCUGCUGCCACACAAGAACGAGGAGAUUACGAAGACGGUGGCAGCGGGGUUCAAGGUUGUCAAGGCGAACGGAUGA